AUGGAAGAACCUAUUAGAGAAAUAAAGCCACCAAACACUCUAAAAGGAUGGAUCGCUUUUGGUUCUCCUUUAGAUUUGAUAAAAUGGGGAGAAAGAUCGGCCACUCCUCGUAAUGAAUUUGAAACUGCAGGCGGUAUUCUGCCUUCCCCUACCCCUGAAGGAGGAGAUCAGCCUACACACCCUACUUCUGUCAUUCCUACCCCUGAAGGAGGAGAUCAACCUACACACCCUGCUUUUGCCAUUCCUGCUACUACAAAGCCCAUUUUCUCUAUAAUUUCUCAGACAGUUGAACAUACAACUGCCACGGUUAUCCUAGUGGUGGAUCUUACGGAAACCAUAACGAAUCCUGCUACAGCCAAGACUUCUCCAGUUGCGCGUCGGAUUAUUAUUACUACAUCUCCUAUGACUCGGUCCCAUGCUAAAUCAUUGUCUCCUGAAGUUUUGGCACUACAAGUCCCUUCUCCCAUUCAAAGUGCCUGUCUUCUCCCUGUGAAAACUACUUAUAAGGGAAAACAAAACAUAUCGGAAGAAGACAACUCAUCAGAAUAUUCAACGAAUAUUGCAAGCGAUGAUACAUCUUCUCCCACGAGCUUAACUGACGAAGGAGAUGCCUUGAAUGUAGAUACUGAUGCCGAUGUGGAUAUUGGAGAAGGCAAUGUUAGAGUUGAAUCCCCACUUCCUGAUGCUCCAAUCACUCAUCCAGAUACCUCUCAUCCAAUUUCAGUGACCUCCGUAGAUGAUGAAGAGCAACUCAAUUAUGGAGAAUAUGGAUGUUCUCCUGGUGCGAAUAUCUUUCUUUCUUUUGAUGCUCCGUAUUCUCCUUGUAUCAUGGAAACUGUUAAUGUGGUUACUCGCGAAACAUCAAUUUUAAAAGAUGCAGAGGCUCAAUCAUCUGAAAUUCAUGUAACAAUGGGGAAUGUACUUCUUCUUCCCAGUACAGAAGAAAUCUUUCCAUUAGUCCCCACAAGAUCUGAUUCCCCCAUUCAGACUAAUAAGUUCCCUACUGUGCGUCCUUCUCCUAUCCAGCCAAUUGCUCGAAGUUUAGAAUUUCUUUCAAAUCUGGCUGACGUCCCAACUCCAAGUACCCUUAACUCGAGUACCAUAGGGGCUUAG
This is a messenger RNA of Magnolia sinica, 1113 nucleotides long. RefSeq lists its product as uncharacterized. NCBI's taxonomy places the organism in Eukaryota, Viridiplantae, Streptophyta, Magnoliopsida, Magnoliales, Magnoliaceae. Bases 1 to 1113 code for a protein of 370 amino acids. The transcript has a single exon. The record is from RefSeq and is a predicted model, not a curated record.